Molecule: messenger RNA, 1582 nt
Organism: Homalodisca vitripennis (glassy-winged sharpshooter)
Lineage: Eukaryota; Metazoa; Arthropoda; Insecta; Hemiptera; Cicadellidae
Product: leucine-rich repeat and guanylate kinase domain-containing protein-like
Exons: 8
Coding region: 1-1404 (467 amino acids)
Biological process (GO): mRNA splicing, via spliceosome
Cellular component (GO): U2 snRNP
Molecular function (GO): protein binding; U2 snRNA binding
Source: RefSeq, a predicted model, not a curated record
AUGGGUGGACCAGCAUUGAUGACCAAGGCUGUGAUCAUGACGGUUUUGUGGCCAUGGAUCGGCCACCUGAUUGUACUUCUCAGACUCGUAGUGCGUUUACUUCGAAUGCACUACCCUAGCCAUAUCAUACAUAGAGUAUGGGUGGACCAAGCAUUUGAUGACCAAGGCUGUGAUCAUGACGGUUUUGUGGCCUUGGGUCGGCCACCUGAUUGUACUUCUCAGACUCGUAGUGCGUUACUUCAAAUGCACUGCCCUAGACCGAUUGCUACAUCGAGUAUGGGUGGACCAAGCAUUGAUGACCAAGGCUGUGAUCAUGACAUUACUGUGACCUUGGGUCGGCCACCUGAUUGUACUUAUCGUAGUGAAUUACAUUACUACCCCAGCCAUAUCAUACAUAGAGUAUGGGUGGACCAAGCAUUGAUGACCAAGGCUGUGAUCAUGACGGUUUUGUGGCCUUGGGACCUGUUCACACUGAAGAAGCUCAACAUCAGCUGUAACUGUGUGACGGAACUGUACGAGAUCAACAAUCUGAAGGGUGACACCAAAUGUUAUGAACUGAAUAUUACCAACAAUCCUGUGUGCUCUAACAUCGGAUACAGAGAAUUCGUAAUUUAUUUGUUACCUAACCUCAGGAUACUUGAUACUGUUCCCAUAAAGUGUAGUGAACGAGUAGCAGCUAAAAUGUUGCUGGAGCCAGACAUUUUUACAAGUGCCCAACAUCUGCGGACCAAAUUAGAGCUGUGGAACCAGUUGGCAUUACGAGAAAUCAACACAGAAACUAUCCCGUCUGAUGAACCUCCAGUGCCUUUGUUGGUGUUGGUAGGAACAUUUAUGAACGGGAGAGAGGAAAUCGCUAAGGCACUUAUCCUCAAGUUUCCCAAUCAGGUGUACAGGUGUAAAAAAUACACUACAUUGCCAUUAGAGAAAAACCGUAAUACUGAUCACCUCAAAUCAGUUCCUAUAGAUGAGUUCAAUAACAUGAUAAAAACUGGAAAACUUAUCUUCUAUUAUAAGGAAAUUGGUUUCUUUUUUGGAAUGUGUCAGGAUGAAAUAAGUACAUGCAUAGUUGAGGGCAAAAUUGGUCUAGUUGAUACAACCUUGGAAGCAGCUUUGGUAAUGAAAUAUUCUCAGCUUCGCCCAUUUCUGGUUUUAAGCGUUACUGAAGAUGUUGAAAGCUACAGUGAAAAACUGAAGAACUGCUUCAUGGAUUUGGAUUUGUGGACUAAAUAUAAUCCUGCAGUUUCCAAAAAUCUUAACUCUGGACAAAAACCAAAGCGGUGGUCAGAGUCAAAACCUGAUAAUUUGAAAGCUAAAUCAUCUCAUGAAAGCAUCAUUAAAACACCGAGCUUCACUACUUCUGAUGCUGAUAUAAUGCAAAACAAAGGAAUGUAUAACAAGAGAUAAUAAUAAGAUUCACCCAUCAGGUGUCAGCUACACUUCUAGAGGAUCAGGGUCAUUAUGCAGUGAGUGUUUGAAAAAAGGAUCAAAAAGGUAUUUUGAAACUAAUUAUGAUACUCAGGAAUGUAAAACUUCCAAAACAUUAAUGAACAACAGCAAUACUUGUACCUCCAACAGCCUUGAU